UGGGAACGUCGUGUCGCCAGCGAGCUGUCAGUGUUGGGGGGAGACAGAGAAAUCGGUCCAGCAUCUCUGGAGCGGCGGAGCGGAGCGGAUGACAGAGACGCGCAGUCCGCAUCAGCAGGAAUGAGGCGGAUUUAACUCCAAAUGUUUCACCCCGAGAAAAAAGGCGACGCACAAGCUGGAUGUUUAAAAGACUGAACCUCCUCGUCUGCCAUAGAUCAGCGCGGAGAUCUGCCUUCAUUCUAUCAAUGAGAGAUAUUAUGUGGAGAGGCUGCACCGCCCGGUGGUAACGCAGAAAAAAACACAAGAUGAAGAAGCAGUUCAACCGAAUGAGACAGCUCGCCAACCAAACCGUGGGCAGGGCUGAAAAAACAGAAGUAUUAAGUGAAGAUCUACUACAGGUGGAGAAGCGUCUGGAGCUGGUCAAGCAGGUUUCCCACAGCACACACAAGAAGUUGACCGCCUGUCUGCAGGGUCAGCAGGGCGUGGACGUGGACAAGAAGUCUGUCAGGUCACCCUCGAAGAAGCUUCCUCUCACAACACUAGCACAAUGUAUGGUGGAGGGGGCGGCCGUGCUCGGGGACGAGUCUCUACUAGGGAAGAUGCUGAAGCUGUGCGGCGAGACGCAGGAGAGACUCGCUCAGGAGCUCAUCCUGUUCGAGCUCACCAUCGAGAGAGACGUCGUCGAGCCUCUGUACGACCUCGCAGAGGUGGAAAUCCCAAAUAUCCAGAAACAAAGGAAACAUUUAGCGAAACUGGUCCUGGACAUGGACUCUGCUCGCACACGGUAUUAUCAGUCCACCAAGUCUUCAGGACUGUCCAGCAACCUGCAGCCAACAGGAGCCAAGGCCGACCACCUCAGGGAAGAGAUGGAGGAGGCAGCCAACCGCAUGGAGAUCUGUCGAGAUCAAUUAUCAGCCGACAUGUACAGUUUUGUGGCCAAAGAAAUCGACUAUGCAAGCUACUUCCAGACACUGAUAGAGGUCCAGGCUGAGUACCACAGGAAGUCAUUAGAGCUGCUUCAAAGUGUUCUGCCCCAGAUCAAAGCUCAUCAGGAGACCUGGGUGGAAAAACCGUGCUACGGGAAACCAUUAGAGGAGCACUUAGCGCUCAGUGGGAGAGAUAUUGCCUUUCCAAUCGAGGCCUGUGUCACCAUGCUGCUGGAAUGUGGCAUGCAGGAGGAGGGUUUGUUCAGAGUCGCUCCGUCGGCCUCCAAACUGAAGAAGCUGAAGGCGUCUUUGGACUGCGGCGUGUUGGACGUACAGGAAUACUCCGCGGACCCGCACGCUAUCGCAGGAGCCUUGAAGUCGUACCUGCGGGAGCUGCCUGAGCCUCUAAUGACAUACGAGCUCUACAACGAUUGGAUCCAAGCCUCCAACAUUCAAGAUCAAGACAAGAGACUGCAAGCUCUUCUAAACGCCUGUGAGAAACUACCCCCAGCCAACAACAACAACUUUAAAUAUUUGAUCAAAUUCCUCUCCAAACUGACUGAAUACCAGGACGUGAACAAGAUGACGCCUGGAAACAUCGCUAUAGUCCUCGGACCAAACCUGCUGUGGAUGCACAACGAAGGUAACAUCACAGAGAUGAUGACCACGGUUUCCCUGCAGAUCGUCGGCAUCAUCGAGCCCAUCAUCCAGCACGCCGACUGGUUCUUCCCUGGAGAAAUCGAGUUCAACGUCACAGGGAACUACGGGAGCCCCGUCCACACCAACCACAACGCCAACUACAGCUCGAUGCCGUCCCCGGACAUGGAUCAGAUCGACCGUAGGCAGAACGACCAGAGUCGACGGCCCCUCAGCGUCGCCACAGACAACAUGAUGCUGGAGUUCUACAAGAAGGACGGCAUUAGGAAGAUACAAAGCAUGGGUGUCAGGGUGAUGGACACUUCUUGGGUGUCGCGCAGGGGCUCGUCUUCUACGCGUAAAAGCUCUUCCACGCCACCGAGCGUGCAUCCCCCCGUCCCGCCCACUGACGCUCUCAUCCCCGAGCCGCCCGGGGAUUUCUCUGCCUCCCCCUCCCCCACCCCACCUCCCACUAGCAGUGACCGAGCCAGUACUCUGAAGAACAAGGAGCUGUCUCCUGUGAUCGGACAGAAGGGAAUCCAGGGAACGAUGACCUCUAGUGGACAGUCGCAGCACUCUGAGCACAGCCCUCACACCCUGAGGAGAGCAAAGAAACUGGCCCCGAUCCCUCCUAAAGGUCCUUACUGCCAGACGGGAGCCAUGUCCGACCAGUCGACAGGUCAGCCGUCUCCAGUCAGCCUGUCGCCCACUCCUCCCAGCACCCCCUCCCCGUACGGCUUCAGCUACCCGCAGGGAUACGCCACCAUCGGCUCCCCGGGACAAAUGGCCCAGAUGGCCACCACCCCGUCCCUCUCCUCUCCACCCUCGCUGGCUGGGACUCUCACCAAGGCCAGGCCCACCCCAAAGCCGCCCCGGCAGAGGCCCAGCUUACCUCCCCCUCAGCCCCCAACCACGCCCGGCACCAGUCCCCAGCCGCUGGAGCAUUCAGGACUCCUGGAUGGUUUGUCUCCUGGGGAAAGCAUGUCCACAGAUUCUCUCUGCAACCUGGACAUCCCGAUCAUCAACGUGGAACUGGACGGUAUUUUUGACUUGCCCCACAUCUCCCCCUUCAGAAACUCGGUGGCGCUGCUCGAGUCGACCGGCAACAGAGCGGAGUCGGAGGAAGAGUCUGAGAGCACAGUGCUAUGACGCCACUGAGUUAUCCCCCCUCACACCCAUCCCACUCAGAUCCCCUCCGCCGGCUGAUUAAAUGAAACUCGCCCCCUCCUCCGACCACCAACCAAUGCGCUCAUUCAGUGACCGUUCACCUCCUCAAACUGGAAUACUUCUGGAUCUCAUCGUCACACCUCACCUAGUCUGAUCCAGGGAGGGGGAGGAGGUCCACGUGUAAAAAACCGAGCUCUUCUAGAAAAUAUCAAAAGAAAUACAGGAACCGAAAAAGAUGCUCACAAAAACAAAAAGAAUCACGAGGUGUUAGCGACGAUAUUGUCAGGGGACUGUUCAGACACAAUUUGACGUUUUAUGUUGGCUGGAUGUUUUUUUAAUUUAAUGUUUUAUGUUUUUGUUUUUUUUCUGCCUUAUUUGAUUCACUUGCAAUAUUGCCUUUAACUUCACACAUGAGACUGGAAACAGACCGCUGGGAGGGAUGAGCUCUUUGCUGCUGCUGCUGCUGCUGCUGCUUCUCAUGAGUGAAUUAUUUCAGGAGGAAGAAGAACACAGUACUGUACAUCGGUCCUGCCAGCACGUCGGCUUUCCUCUUCUUCUUCUUCUCCUUCUUCCUCUCACUGUUUAUCCUCCAUCUCAACUCCCUCCUCCAUUCCUCAGGGGUGAAAACGCCUCGCUCUGGCAUGCGAUGGCAACAACCCCCGUCCCUCACAAACCCUCCUCAAAUUUCAGUCUCACCUGAGCGUUCACUGUGAGUGUGCCAGUGUGUCGUUUUUGGAAAAGUGUGUGUGCGUGUGUGUGUGUGUGUUUAUAUGUGUUUGGUAAUUGUACUAUAUGAUGUUGCACUGUUGGUGUCGUGGAGCAUAAACAGGAAUGCAUGUUUUAGACAUUUAGGAGAAAAACUACCAGGUUAAACGCCCAAUCACACUUUUCUCUGUAUUUACAUUUGAUCAGGAUAUCAAUCACUGAAUAUUUAUUGUUUAUACUGUACAUUUCCAGAAUAUAUGAUACAAAUGAGACUAUAAAUCAAAUCAGAUCAUAUUUUGUAUCUACAUGAGAGCUAUAAAGGUACCAUUUCCUCCAGAGAGAAUAUAGUCGAGGUAUUAAAUAUAUGAGAUUAUGAAAGGUACACAAUAAAAAGGCUGGAAUGUGAAUAUAACGAGUGUAGUAAGCGGGGAAAUGAAAAACUCCACGUGAUUACACAUAAUUAUUUUGGCAGCAAAGCAAAAGUUGUGUGGGAUUUUUCAUUUUUCCGAGCUGAAUCCACAGAGAGACUACAAAGUGCAGGUUUGGUUUAUGCGGUGCCUGGAGUGUGCCACCAGAACAUUUGCUUCAAUUAAUAAUUAAAUUAAAGUCCAACCCACAGAGCAGCAGCAGCAGGAGCUCUUGUUUGUAGCAGCUGUUAUGUAUUGGCAGGAGUGUGGCCAAUCAGAGCUCCCGCUGCCGCUCCGUGGGUUUAUUUAAGUGUCCUGUGAAGCUUUCUUGUUAACGGAAUAAAGUUAUUUUUACCAUCAGUGUUUCUCACUAAGAAAAAACACUUUAAUCUAGAGCUAAUAAACACCCUGAACACAUUUCCUUCAACAUAAAACAUUAGCUUUCGGCCUCAGUGCUUAACUUCCUCAUGUGUUACUGCCACCAACUGUGGAUCAGCAGAAUCACGCAAAAUUUCCACCAACUCCUGAACCAGAACACUAAAGUUGUGGAUUUGGAAACAAAACAAUGAGCUGAAAGACGCUAAAAGUUAUAAAAGAAAUGAUCAAUUAUAGUCACUUUAAAGCAACACUGCGUAGAAAUUGAUAUUUUUUCAUUUUAUUUUGAUUUUUUUUGCCCCC
This is a messenger RNA of Larimichthys crocea (large yellow croaker), 4519 nucleotides long. Its product is annotated as rho GTPase-activating protein 44. The transcript is spliced from 21 exons. NCBI's taxonomy places the organism in Eukaryota, Metazoa, Chordata, Actinopteri, Sciaenidae. Gene Ontology annotation, molecular function: protein binding; GTPase activator activity. Bases 306 to 2711 code for a protein of 801 amino acids. The record is from RefSeq and is a predicted model, not a curated record. Gene Ontology annotation, biological process: regulation of actin cytoskeleton organization; regulation of dendritic spine morphogenesis; neurotransmitter receptor transport, endosome to postsynaptic membrane. Gene Ontology annotation, cellular component: presynaptic active zone; postsynaptic density; intracellular anatomical structure.